This is a messenger RNA of Centropristis striata (black sea bass), 7736 nucleotides long. It is a transcript of the gene brd4, whose product is annotated as bromodomain containing 4. The transcript has 19 exons. The record is from RefSeq and is a predicted model, not a curated record. Bases 512 to 5263 code for a protein of 1583 amino acids. Gene Ontology annotation, cellular component: chromatin; nucleus. Gene Ontology annotation, biological process: positive regulation of transcription elongation by RNA polymerase II; chromatin remodeling. Lineage: Eukaryota; Metazoa; Chordata; Actinopteri; Perciformes; Serranidae.
GCCUGUGCUAGAGAGAGGGUGAGAGAGCGAGCUGGAGGAAUAAAGUGCUCCUCCUGGAUCUUAUUGGAGCCCUCUCUCCCCUCUCUCGCCUUCCCCUCUUCUCCGUACUUUCGGCUUGUGUCCAUUUAAGUUGGGGAGGCCCUGGAGAGGACACACAAUGGAACGAAGAGCCUGUGGCAACUGGGCCGUUGUACUGCUGAGAGGGGGAUGGGGUAGAGAGAGGACCGGUUCACACAGCUAACACAGCCUGCCGGCUGUAGGCUCCCACAGCCUUUCCUCCCUGCCUGGGCCCACUAUUUCCAGGCUAGGGCUUUUUUGUGUGGAACAACCAUCCUCAAACUCCGCUUGGACACUAAGGAUUACUCACUCACUUCUGUGGAAUUUUAUGAUACACACGGGAGUCCGAAGAAUAAAUCCCUCCUGUGUUUUUGAUGAGAGAAAAGAAAAAACAAACUUCUGUGUAACUCUUCUUGCCCUUUUUUGGAUUGUUUAUGUUUAGUGAAGUUCAUAAAUGGAAUACAAGAUGCAUGCCAAGUCAAACGAUUUGCUGGAUUUUCAAAAACUGGACGCCCUUCUGGAAAAAAUUGCACAUUCAGUCUCUGUGAAAAGAGAGUCCAGCGAGGAGUGCAAUGGGAUCAGCGGUGCUCUGUCAGUGGAGUCUGUGCCGGGGCCAAGACUGAACUGGUGUCCUGCCAACACCACUACCCCUGCCCCUGCAGCUCCAGCUCCUGCUCCGGGGCCCGAGCCCGCGCCCAACCCUGUUAAGAUGGGGGACGGCCUGGAUGCAGCGCAGAUGUCGGGCAGCAGCAGCAGCAGCCAGGGGCAGGCCCACCAAGUGAACCCCCCACCCCCAGAGUACAUCAACCCUACUAGGCCAAAGCGCCAGACCAAUCAGCUGCAGUUCCUGCUCAAGGUGGUGGUGAAGGCCCUGUGGAAGCACCAGUUUGCCUGGCCCUUUCAUAUACCAGUGGAUGCGGUCAAACUUAACCUGCCUGACUACUAUACAAUAAUCAAAAUUCCUAUGGACAUGGGAACAAUCAAGAAAAGGCUUGAGAACAGUUACUACUGGAAUGCCCAAGAAUGUAUCCAAGACUUCAACACAAUGUUUACCAACUGCUACAUAUACAACAAGCCUGGAGACGACAUAGUCUUAAUGGCUGAGGCUCUAGAGAAGGUUUUCCUCCAGAAGGUCACAGAAAUGCCUCAGGAAGAAACUGAGAUUGUUGUCAUGACAGGAAAGGGACGUGGCCGGGGCCGAAGAGAAGGAGGUCUUAACUUGAAACCAGGGACCAUCAUUGAUCCUUCGUCCACGACUCCUCAAACACGUGGUCUGUCUAACCUCUCAGCAGCACCGCAGACCAGAGGACCAGUGCAGGGUCCGCCUUCACUACCUCCCCAGCCUUUAAUGCAGGCCCUGCCGUCCCAUGUGCCCUCAACGUUACCCAGCCAUGCACCACAGCUCGGGGCUCCCUACUCCCUGAGCCAAUCAGACUGUGCUCCUCAAGUUCCCAUCAUGACUUCUGUGCCUCCCCCUGCUCAGACCUCCCUUCCCCCAGCAUCCAUCCAGAGCACUGCCCCCAUGCUGCAGAACCCUAUAACCAUGACCAAACAAAGAAAGAGCCAGAAAAGGAAAGCUGACACUACAACGCCCACAGCAAAUGACCAACUGAGUGAGUCUUCACCGGCAGAGUCCAAAUCUGGGAAGACACUACCCAGGCGAGAGAGUUCCCGGCCUACAAAACUGAUAAAGAAGGAAGCUCCUGACUCCCAGCAUCACAUUGGCAUGGGCAUGGGGAUGGGACUAAGUGGACCAAGUGGAGGUCAUAGCCCCAAACCACAGGAUCAGCUGGGAUACUGCGCUAGUCUGGUUAGGGAUAUGCUGUCCAAGAAGCACGCUGGUUACGCCUGGCCAUUCUACAAACCUGUUGAUGUGGAUGCACUGGGACUACAUGAUUAUCAUGAUAUCAUCAAAUAUCCAAUGGACCUCAGCACCAUCAAGGUCAAGCUGGAGAACAGGCAAUACCGGGAACCCCAGGAGUUUGCUGCUGACGUACGAUUAAUGUUUUCCAACUGCUACAAAUAUAACCCCCCAGACCACGAGGUGGUAGCUAUGGCACGCAAGCUACAGGAUGUCUUUGAGAUGCGUUUUGCCAAGAUGCCAGAUGAACCUGAGAGCAAGCCUCUGGUUCCUGCCCCAGCUCCCACACUUCACCAUCCUGCCCCUGUUAAGCCCCAGCCUCCUUUGGCCCACAUCGCCUCGUCUUCAGACAGCUCCAGUGACUCGUCCUCUGAGUCUGAGUCUUCCACAGAUGACUCUGAAGAGGAGAGAGCGCAGAGGUUGGCUGAGCUCCAGGAACAGUUGAAGGCUGUUCACGAGCAGCUGGCUGCCUUGUCCCAACCACAAGCCAGCAAACCAAAGAGAAAGGAGAAAGAAAAGAAGGAGAAGAAAAAAGAAAAGCAUAAGAAGAAAGGAGGCAUGUCAAGCCUUGUAGAUGAGAUCCAGGAUGCUACACCUGUUCCACAGCUCUCGAAGAAGACCAAGUCCAGCAACAAUAACAACAAAGAGGUUACCAAGAAAAAAAACAGUAAAAAGGACGGGACGAAAAGCAAUCAUCCCUCCAACCAACUGCCGGUUCCCAGCCUGGAAGAAGAUCUGGGGGCAGCUGGGUCAUCAGCUACAGCGGUUAAGUGCAAGCCUAUGACAUACGAGGAGAAGAGGCAGCUAAGCUUGGACAUCAACAAGCUUCCUGGUGACAAGCUUGGUCGUGUAGUGCAUAUCAUCCAGUCCAGAGAGCCCUCACUCAAAAACUCAAAUCCUGAUGAGAUUGAGAUUGACUUUGAGACGCUAAAGCCUUCUACUCUGCGUGAGCUGGAGAGAUAUGUGUCUUCCUGCCUCCGCAAGAAGAAAAAGAUUGCAGUUGAGAAGCCUGUGGAGUCCAUGGCUACCUCCAAAAAGACUGGAUCCUCUUCGGAGAGCAGUGGCUCCAGCACAGACAGUGAAGCUGAGGGGACAGGAAUAAUAAAGCAUCAGAAGAAGAAGGGACAGUCUGGUAAGGAGGGGAAGAAGACUCAUCUUCAUGUACACACUGGUCCUGCUCAGACUGGGCUUCAUUCCCAAGUCGCAGGCCUUCAGUCCAGCAGUCAGAUGAAGCAGCAACAGCCAUCUCCUGCAGGCUUCAUUGCUCCCCCUGUAGCCGCUCUGGAGUCUUCCCAGUUAUUGGAGACUAGCUUUGAGUCCCUACCGCCUUUCGGCCAGCCCCUCAUGCAUCUGUCCCACCACACAGGCAACUCCACGUCACCGGCACCUCCACACCUCAACGCUCAUUCUGCUGGACCAGUGUCUCCUGAGACCCACCCCUUCCUUAACCAGCAUCCCGUCCUCACAUCUCCAGCCUUGCACAUUUCCAUGCCUCAGCAGCCUUCUCGACCCAGUCAUAAGGCAGCGCCUCUUCAUCCCAAACCCCCUCAGCAGCAACCAGCACCUCCUCAGCAGCAGCCCACCCUGCAGCAGCCCACCCUACAGCAACAGCAGCAGCAGCAGCAGCAGCAACAACAACAACAACAACCACCACCGCAGCAGCUCCAGCUCCAGCUCCAGCCCCAGUUAGCAGCAGCAGCACCACCACCACAGCACCAGCUUCCCUCCCAGAUCCUUCACCCUCCUCAACCCCUGCACCAGCGGCCCAUGUCCCCUCCAACACUUACACCCCAGGGCUUGCUGUCUUCCCAGCCUCCACAGAUGUUGCUGGAAGAUGAUGAAGAGCCGGGAUCCACAACGCCGUUAAACCAAGUACAAUUAUACCUGCAGCAGUUCCAACAAGCCCGUCAGCCCCAGCAGUCCAUGCAGUCGCUCCAGGCGCAGGCUCGUCAGCAGCAGCAGCAGCAGCAGCAACAACCACCAGGACAGAUCUCUCUCUUGCAGUCUGUCCAGGGACAAUCUCAACUCCCCUCUCAGACCACGCUGCCUCCUCCCCGGCUCCCUAUCCAGUCCCAGCCUCAGCAAGCCCCAUCACAUCAGGCCCCGCCCCAACAAAUGCCUCUGCACCAGGCCCGCCACAUGCAGCACACUCAGCCACAGCAACAGCAGCCACAACCGCAACAACUGAACUACCAGCAGGGUCCUGGACUAGCUGGUCAGUCCCAGGGAUCACAACACAAGGUGUCCAUGCCUACCAACAAAGCACAGCAGAUCAUCCAACAGCAGCAAAAGCAGCCCUCCCCACGCCCACCCAAGGCUGACCCUUACAAUGCAGGUCACAUGAGGGACAACCCAUCCCCGCUCAUGAUGCAUUCCCCUCAACUUCCCCAGUAUCCACCUGUGUCGCACCAGUCCCCACCUCACAACAUGCAGCCCAAAAAGCAGAGGGCCCCUGGGAGCCAUGGUGGGAUCAAGGAGGAGAAACUUCCUCCAUCACCAGUGAUGAGAGGAGAGCCAUUUAACCCUGCAAUGAGACCAGACCAUCACAAACAUCCUGAUAACAAGCCUUCUCAACCAGGCCACGGCCAACAGAAUGUGAAGUCCAUGGACAGCUUGCGACCUGUAAUCCGCUCCUCUGAGUCCAGUGUACCGCCCUCCUCUCUGCAAGAAAAGGAAAAGUUUAAGCAGGAGUCCAAGGCACCCAUUGCCACUAAAAAGGUACAGGAUGUGAAACUGAAGAAUAUGGGCUCAUGGGCCAGCCUGGCACAGAAGUCCACAUCUACACCUUUAUCUGCAGUGAAGUCAUCGAGUGACAGUUUUGAGCAGUUCCGUCGUGCCGCCCGGGAGAAAGAGGAGAGGGAAAAAGCAUUGAAGGCCCAAGCCGAGCAGGCGGAAAAAGACAGACUACGCAGAGAGCAGGACAAACUACGGGGUCGAGAUGAAGAGGACAUCAUGGAGCCAAGCAGAAGGGUGCACGAGGAGCCACGCCGGCGUAUGGAGCAGCAACACAUUCAAGCUCCUUCACAACAACAACAACAACAACAACAACAACAGCAGCAGCAGCAGCAGCAGCAGCAGCAGCAGCAACAACAACAACAACAGCAGCAGCAACAGCAACAACAACAACAACAGCAGCAGCAGCAAGAGCCCCAGCCAGCUCCCAUUCAGCAGCCUCCUCAGCCCCCCACACCGCCUCAGCCCACCACACAGAACCCACUCGACCAACAGAGGGAGCUAGCACGCCGCCGAGAGCAAGAGAGGAGGAGACGAGAAGCGAUGGCGGCAACUAUUGACAUGAAUUUCCAAAGUGACUUAAUGGCUAUCUUUGAGGAGAACCUGUUUUGAGGAGAGAAGCAACUGAAACAUAACUGCAAAAAAACAAAAACAGGAUUAAAAACGAAAAAAAAAAAAAAAAACUUUUAUAAUGUAAACUUCUUCUAAAGAGAGAUUUGGCGACCACGCACCACAGAGGGAUGCGGACUGUUUGUAGAUGUGACGGGGCUGACCCUCGGAGACCGAGGAUAAACGAUGGACGGGCGCUCACAGCUCGCUUUGCCCCUGUGGACUGAAAACACACAACACACGGGGAUCGGCUCAUUAUUUGGAUGUCAUUUCCUGGGAAUUUGGCAUUGCCUGCCUGAUAACAGGAGAAAGAGGACCCCUGUUGGCACAGUUGCCUUUGUCACUUGCUUCUUACGGCGUGCGUGGGCGCAAUAAUUCAUUGAGUGAAGACAUCCCAAUAACUAUGAAAAUGCUCUGAUAAUGUACUGACAGACUGUGCAGAGGUGUCUUGAAACUGCCAGAUGUCUGAGGUGGUAAAGAAGACUCGUCUUUUAUGUUCUGUUUUGUUUUGAUUGUUGUUAGUGAACAAAUGAAAUGGUUGGUGGGGAAGGGGGGCAACUUCCAUACUGUAAAUCAUGUAUAUUUCUCAGCAGAGAAGGUACAGUUUGCCUUACACCUCUUUCCUAAGCAGACCAUCAUGUUUUGUGGCCUGCACACAUGGAGAAACCAAUAACAUUUACAACCAAGAGUAGGAGCAGUGCAGACCUUUUUUCAUCAUCUAGUAUCUACUGUAAAGAAGUAUUUUCUUAUACUACAAUAACUGUUUAUUUUGGAUCUUUCUUUCUUUUCCUCUUUAGGUCUUUGAAUCUUCAUACCAUCACACUCCGCCACCUCUGUCUAUGCCAAAACAACCAUUAUCUUUUAUCUUAAAUUACUUGUCCUAAAACAUGGUAGGUAGCUAUUGACAAAAAAAAUAUCCCUGAAUAUAUGCAUUAUCAUAGUUCCAGCAAGUAUUUAUCAAAGACAGAAUCAGUUUUCAUCCUGCCUUGUAUUUUUCACUUAAAGCUACAACAGGAACUUGUCAGCAGAAGAGGGGAAAGGUCCGGCUGUUUCUGAGCUUUAGUUGGAAUAUGAUUUCACUACAUUCUUGUGUUACACUUUGAGACAAAAUGUUUAUCACUGGCAAGAGUCACACUAGUCAAUCAGUUAAGAAACGAGGAGCCCCUUGCUGUUUCCUCUGUGUGUGCUCUGAUCUUACCUUAAGGUUUUGAUCAAAUGUCAACAGUGCUUGAGGCAGUAAGGGGGAAUUCAAGGGAAUAAGACAAACACUUAACACUUUCUGUAGCUGUUACUUGAAUCAGGUUUCAAAAAAAAAAUACAAAAAAAAGCUGAAGGAGCUCCCAGUUAGUUUUUGCAUCAAAUCGUCUUCUAAUUCACUGAGGGCACGCUGUCAGCAGUACAAAAUAAAAAUACAAAAGUAAAGAAACGGAAAACUCUGAAAAAACAGUUUUGAUUUAUAUCUUUGUUCUUGUUCGAUAAUAGUGGAUGUGAGUUAUAAUUCUGUUUUUGGAGACAUUGUUUUGGACCGGGGAUGGGUUGAAAUCUGAAUGCAUCUCGUCCUCUUCACUUGUCUCUUAUGGUGUUUUUCUCCAGUGCCUGUAUUGUAUUGCAAUUCUCGUUGGCUUAUAUUACACUUCGAGGGGGUUUAGAGAGGGGGCAGGUGAGGACGGGGUGGUGUAAUAUUUGAACGGGGAGGGAGAUUUUUUGAAAGAGUUUGUGUAAAAAACAAAAUAAUAAAAAAAAAAAGAGGAAAAGACAGCGUUUUAUAUUUUACCCGUUGACAAUAUUCGGGUUUUAAAUUUAGUUUUAGCUGGACUUCUAUGAGUGUACACAUCUGACAACUACUUUCUCAUUUUGUUCAAUCAGCAGAUUUUAGGUAGAGAUGUUUCAGCGUUGCCACACUAGCGUUUGAGUCUGGUCUGUGAGUGUGACUGUGUAUAUUUGGACGGCUGUGUGACUGUAUGUUUGUUUUUUCUUUUCUUUUUUUUUUCUUUUUUUUUUAAAGUGUGUGGUGCAGGAGGCAUGUUCCCCAAUGUAGAUAAGCAUUCUAUUGAUGAGGAGAAUAAACAGAUAAACAGUACUUCAGGAGAACUUGUUUCUGUGCUUAAGUCACCUUUUUAAUUUCUAUGAAGUCCACCAUAUAUGAAUAUAGAACUUUUAUUAUUAGACUGGUUUCGAAAGGGUAAAAAAAACAACUUCAUUCCUUUUUAGCCUCUUUUUCUUUUCACAAUAACUGUCGGACAUAAUGUGCCAUGAGCUCUACAGAGAAUGUGCUGACCUGCAGCUCAGCCCAGAGUUUGCUUUAUUCAGGUAUUUUAUUUUGUGUUACAUUUGUUCUGUUUUGAGGGUUUUGUUCAAACCUUUUCCUCAAUUUAUUGUUUGGUAUGUGAGUGGUCUAUUGAGGUCUCUGAUUAAGUCUGUUAUGAUCAUUGAAUAAACUCAUCUCUUUUAUAGAAAAUAAAAAAAAUAAACUCAA